Molecule: messenger RNA, 1608 nt
Organism: Rhinolophus ferrumequinum (greater horseshoe bat)
Lineage: Eukaryota; Metazoa; Chordata; Mammalia; Chiroptera; Rhinolophidae
Gene: PPIF
Product: peptidylprolyl isomerase F
Exons: 6
Coding region: 98-718 (206 amino acids)
Biological process (GO): protein folding; regulation of mitochondrial membrane permeability involved in programmed necrotic cell death; protein peptidyl-prolyl isomerization
Cellular component (GO): mitochondrion
Molecular function (GO): peptidyl-prolyl cis-trans isomerase activity
Source: RefSeq, a predicted model, not a curated record
GCCGCGGAGCACUCGACCCUUUGGGUGCCGGUGACCUCUGCUGCCGAUUUUUCCGUUCGCUCUGCCAGUCUCCCGCCCGGACUCGACCCGCGCCGCGAUGUUGGCGCUGCGCUGCGGCUCCCGCCUGCUCGGCCUGCUCCCUGUCCCGCGCUCCUUGCCGCUGCGCCUCCCCACGGCCCGCGCCUGCAGCGGCGGCGGCGCCAGCGACGCGUCCUCUUCGGCUGGGAACCCGCUAGUGUACCUGGACGUGGGCGCCGACGGGCAGCCGCUUGGCCGCGUGGUGCUGGAGCUGAAGGCAGAUGUCGUCCCAAAGACAGCAGAGAACUUCCGUGCCCUGUGUACUGGGGAGAAGGGCUUUGGCUACAAAGGCUCCACGUUUCACAGAGUGAUUCCGUCCUUCAUGUGCCAGGCUGGCGACUUCACCAACCACAAUGGCACAGGAGGGAAGUCCAUCUAUGGAAGCCGCUUUCCUGAUGAGAACUUCACCCUAAAACACGUGGGGCCAGGUAUCCUGUCCAUGGCAAACGCAGGUCCCAACACCAACGGCUCCCAGUUCUUCAUUUGCACCAUAAAGACAGACUGGUUGGAUGGCAAACAUGUUGUGUUUGGCCACGUCAAAGAGGGCAUGGAUGUUGUGAAGAAAAUAGAAUCUUUUGGCUCCAAGAAUGGGAAGACCUCCAAGAAGAUUGUUAUCACAGACUGCGGGCAGUUGAGCUAAGGCCCUGCGGCCAGGUGCCAGGCCGGCGGCAGCUGCGCGUGUGCUGACCUCACCCAGGUGGCCGCCUCGGGCUCCCAGCGGCACCUGUGCUUGUGCCACCAUCACCGUGAGCUUGAGGAAGCCCUCUCGGGAGGGAACAUCAGACCUCAGGGCCCCCCAGGAUCGACUGCUUCCUUACCGCCUCCCCUUCCUCGUGACCCCGUUUCUAGACCCCGUCGUGGACGUCCUGUUACUGUUCCUCCCCAGGCAUCGGCUCUGAUCGUCCAGCCCACGUGCACCUGUGCCUUGGAUGUUGGCGGGCGGGGGUUGGGUUAGCUUCCAGGGCAAGGUCCUGCCUUUUCCUUGACCUCUGUUAGGUCAAGGGGGAAAGCCAGUUGCUGCAAAAAGGGCUGUUACGUAUCUGUUUAAUGGUGCCUUCCUAAUUGGAAUGAUUAGAUUAACAAGACUGCCUGGAGAUGAAGCUGUGACACUAGCGACUCCAUGCUGCGGUGUGACCUGAGUUGGUGGCCCAGGUCACACAACUCCAGAGCUUGGCCUCUGGAGCACAAUCAGGGCUUUUGUGAAGGGUCUCAUGUCUAAGGCCUUUGAUCCCAGCCACUGAAUCCCGUGGGUUUGCUGCUGUCGUUUUUUACAGAGAGUCUGUGUGGGUAGAAGUAGAUGAGCCUGGGGACAAAGCCACUGUGAGCUGUGCCUAGUAAUGUGAAUCCCUAGUCAAUGUGGAAAACGGAAAUGGCCUGUAAGUGCUGUGGGCUCAGGAGAAAAUAGACGUGUAUUUCCUGGUGGGCUUUGAUUUUUCUGUGUUUAAUAACUUAAAUCUACUGAUUAGGUAUGUAAUAUACUUCAGCAACGUUACUGUGUUCACCUUACAUGUGAUAAUAAAUGCUAUUUUC